This is a messenger RNA of Cloeon dipterum, 2611 nucleotides long. Its product is annotated as myosin-11-like. Lineage: Eukaryota; Metazoa; Arthropoda; Insecta; Ephemeroptera; Baetidae. The record is from RefSeq and is a predicted model, not a curated record. Bases 62 to 2008 code for a protein of 648 amino acids. The transcript is spliced from 12 exons.
GGGCGGACUGGGGAGCUGAGUAGUGCGCGUGAGGCCGGCUGCUUAGGAGGAUGCACGCAGCAUGUUCGGCUUCUUCAGAAAACAAGCCAAGAGCGCCAAUAAAGAGGCCGACGCCGGCCAACAUGCACCAGUAGUCAACACGACAGACACAAUGACGGUCAGCAACAACGACGACUUCUCGCCAGACCCUGUCACCUCCGUCAGGAGGCGCUUGGAGGCCAAAGUUGACGACCUGUCGACUCAGAUUGCUGCCAAAGAUGCCGAGAUUUUCCAGCUCAAGAACACGCUCGGUGACCUCAACAGGCAGGUCAGCACCAAGUCCGCCAGCAUGGACAGAGUGCAAGCCGAGUUGGAGGCAGCUUAUAAAGAGACUGAGUUAGCGAAGACGGCUCUGAGGAGGUUUGAGGACGAGAAGGAAAACUUCAGGCACCAAAACGACGAGCUGAAGGAGGUACUAGAAAAGAGGACCAGCAGCUGCAGUGAGGAUGAUUCCGACGAUGAAGAUGACGAGGAUGAAGAGUCUGAGGAGGAGGAAGAGGACACCAAGGAGCUCAAAGAGAAAAUCCAGAAACUGGAGGAGCAGUUGGCAGCUCUGACCAACGAAAGGGACCGAUUGUUGGAAGAGAAGGAAAGCGCCGAGAAGAAACAUGCCGAAGAAACCAAACAGCUGAAAGAAGAACUGGACGAGGCCGUGGCGCAGAAAAAGGCCGUCACAGCAAAGUACGAGAAAGAGUAUGAGCAGCUACGCACCGUCAACUCUGACAGGGAGCAGCAAAUGCUGGACGACUUCGAGUGGAAACUGCGUGAGGUUGAGGGUAGUUGCAAACGCAAGCUGGAGGAAAAGACCAAGGAGGUGGAGCGCAGGGUCAAGGACGUGCAGAUCAAGCUUGACCAACGCAUCGCCAUGCACACAGCAGACGUGGAGAAACUGCAGAAACUAGAAGCAGAAAUGACGCAGCUCCGCAGCCUGAGUCACGACCAGCAACGCUUGCUUCGCGAAGCGCAGCGAGAGCAUGACAAACUCGAAGCCAACAUAGGGAUGCUGAAUAGCGAAAUCAGCAGGUUGAAUGGCCAGCUGGAGAGGGAAAAGAACGUCCUCUCGGCGGUGCAGAGCUUAAAUCAGAGAAAGAAAGAGGAACGCGAGGAGCUGCACGAACAACAGAUGCAAAUCCAGAAGAAGGAGGUCGCGCAGCAGGUGGAAGAGCGUGUGAAGAGAGAAUUAGAUCAGGAGAUGCGUUCGAAAGUGGAUGAGGCGAUAUUAAAAAAGCAAGGGGAAUUCGAGCGCGAACUAGCCGCCGAGCAAGCACGCGCCCAAGAGAAACUGGAAGCCAGUCAGCGCCAGAUUUCUCAGCUCAAGGACCAAAUGACUCGGCGGGAAGAACAACACCGCAGGGACAUGUCCAACGCCAUCCAGGAGGCGGACAGCAGCCGCCUGGAGUUGAGGAGGAAGCUGGACAAGCUGGAUUUGCAGUACCAGGAUAGGAUAGAGGCGCUGAAUGAGGCGCACGCUGUCCAGAUGGAAGAGCUGGAGAAAAAGGCCAGCCAGGCUGAGAUGCAACUAGUUUCCUCCAAAACCACUCUGGAGCUGGUCAAGGAGCAGAUGACAAGGGACUUUGACGACAAGUUCAACGAACUCUACAAACAACACCAGAAACAGCUUGCGAGACAAAGAGACGAGUUGCAAGAAGUGCAUGAAGAAGAAAUUACAGCCCUGCAAGCAAGACACAUUGCGGAAAUCGCAGCUCUGUGCAAAAACAAAGUCAACGGCGACGUCGAGCUGGUGGACCCUGCCGCGCACAAAGAGAUUCUCAACAAACUAAGCAGCGUGGCGCCGCAGGAUGCGGUGAAAUCGUCCCGGCAGCCGUCAAUGGCGCUGCUCAUGCCCCUGCUGGUUUGGGCGUGCGCCGACUCGCCGCCGCUCGCCCUGGCCGCCCUUUUGCUCGUGGCGGCCGCCUACCUGCUCGCCAGGGUUGCCACCGCCAAAUCCCAAGCUCAAACUCUCUCUUGAGAGCAGCAGUGACACAGACUGCAAUGAAAGCCAACAAAAGACAAUUUAGCCUCCGCGCGCAUUUUGCCAGUGUCGUUCGUGCUGUGAUAUUUUUACAGACGCUGCUAGUCACGAAAUAAUAUAUUUAGUGCUUUUAAAUUUUAGUUCGUAUUAAUAUAUUAUAAUGUCUCAUACAACUCACUGAUCAUUUUUCGAACAUCUGCCGCCCACCCCCGUGUCUUUCCGUUGAAUGUAUUCUUAUAAAUACAUGUUUAGAUGUGCUGUGCUAAGUAAUAAAUAAUAAUAUAACGUUGAAUAAAAUAUAAAUUCGCGACGAGUUUGGCCGAAUAUAUAUUUAUAUAUUUUUUGCAUCCGCCCACCAACCACUUCAGUGAUCUGCACUGUGCUCAUCUCAUUCAUCGCUAGGAUUUUAAAUUAUUUUUAGUCGCACGCCAGACGCUCAAGGCGCGCAAGUGCUUAUUUCUGUCCAUACCCCUUAAGCUCGUGUGAAUAUGCGCGACAUUGGAGAAGACGCGAGCGCUUCACACUCUAUCUAUCUACACUUGUUAACUCUUUUUCUGCCGCUAUGUUUUUUGUAACUAAUAAUAAAAUGGUUAAAAUGAA